GCGCGCCCAUGGUGCCGUGCGCCGGCGCGCGUGCGCGGCGGGGGUGGAAGCGCGGCCUCGGCAGCACGUGGGGAACGGGACAGGGCCCGCGGAGCCCGGCGCCGGGAGGGGAUGCGAGCAUGGCCAUGGCCCAGGCCGGCGCCGCGGCCGCCGCUGCCACCGGGCUCCUGGUCUUCCUGCUCUACUCCGCCAUCCACAGGGUCGAGGAGGGACACCUGGCCGUGUACUACAGGGGUGGAGCGUUGCUGACCAGCCCGAGCGGCCCUGGCUACCACAUCAUGCUCCCGUUCAUCACCACCUUCAAAUCCGUGCAGACCACGCUGCAGACUGAUGAAGUGAAGAAUGUGCCUUGUGGGACAAGUGGUGGUGUGAUGAUCUACAUUGACCGAAUAGAAGUUGUGAAUAAGCUGGCCCCAUAUGCAGUGUACGACAUCGUGAGGAAUUACACCGCAGACUACGACAAGACCUUGAUCUUCAACAAAAUCCACCACGAGCUGAACCAGUUCUGCAGCGUGCACACCCUGCAGGAGGUGUACAUCGAGCUCUUUGAUCAGAUAGAUGAGAACUUGAAGUUGGCCCUGCAGAAAGACCUCAAUGUCAUGGCACCAGGUCUCACUAUCCAGGCUGUGCGUGUUACAAAACCCAAAAUUCCAGAGGCCAUCCGAAGAAACUUUGAGCUAAUGGAGGCUGAGAAGACCAAGCUGCUGAUUGCAGCCCAGAGGCAGAAGGUGGUGGAGAAGGAGGCAGAGACAGACCGGAAGAAAGCGCUCAUAGAGGCAGAGAAGGCUGCACAGGUGGCCAGGAUCCACUACCAGCAGAAGAUCAUGGAGAAGGAAACGGAGAAGCGGAUUUCUGAGAUUGAAGAUGCUGCAUUCCUGGCAAGGGAGAAGGCAAAAGCUGAUGCAGAGUACUACACUGCUCGGAAGCUGGCUGACUCCAACAAGCUGAAGCUGACCCCUGAGUAUCUGGAGCUGAUGAAGUACCAGGCCAUAGCUGCCAACAGCAAGCUGUACUUCGGCGACCGCAUCCCUGGCGUGUUCCUGGAUUCCUGUGCCUUCCAGCAGGCCAGCCUGAGGACUGCCCACCAAACCAGCCUUCCUGCACAGGAAACCCCAGAGACCCCUGGAGAAAGCCCCCUGAGAGGCAAGGAGAGCAGUGGCUGAGGGAAGGAAGGGAGCCCAGUGUAGCUCAGCGAGCCCGGCUGUGCCCGGGGACGAGGCCCUGUGCCGGUGGGGCGGAUGCAGCACCUGCCUGCCUGGACAUCUUGUGUAUAGGUGGCAGUUGGGUUGAUUUUCUUCUAGCAACAGAUUGCAAGGGCUCUGCCUCUUCUGUGUCUCCCCCUGUUAAAUUGGUGCUUCCAAAGGAGGGAUAAUCCUGUACUAACAUACCUAUACUGGAAUAUUAAAUGACAGACAGCAGGAAAGCCUCCCAGGGUAGGUGCAGUUAUUUAACAGGAGUUGCUCUGCAGGAAGGAGAUGUGGCUUUGAGUGCUGUGUUGCUGCACACUGGUCGUUGCUCAGCAUUCCUGGCUGAGGCUGAGUGAAGAGGAGGUUCCCCUUGUCCUGCUGCUGAAGCUUUGCUUGGUGAAGGUUUCUGCUGACACUGUCUCGCUCUCCUCAAGGACUCCAGUGGAGUGGACUCUCCUUGGCCAGCGUGUUUCUGCUGGGGGCAAGGAGUGGUUUGCUGUGGAAUAGGUUAUGGGAAUAGGAUCUGCACAGCCUUGAUACUCCUGCAGACAGCAGUGCUAGAUAACCACUUGGAGGAAACAACCUCUGAAGGGAUUCUGUGACCCCUCUCCAAGCAAGAGCCUUGCACUGGCUGCCUGGGACUGACUGUGGUGUUCCCGCUGGAUGGCUGAGUCUCACUCCCUCCUAAACCAGAUUUUCAGGAGCACCUUGGAGCAGCUGGUUGGGAACAGAGCCUGGCAAGUCUUUGCUCAGAUUCCAGCUUCCCUGCAAGUCAUUCACCAGGGAAAGAGGGCUGAGUUUCCACUGCUGUGCCAUGCUGGCAAAGUGAAGGGGAAGAGAAGAGUGAAAGGACCCUGUUGUGCAGCAGAGCAGAUGUUUGACACUUCAGCUGCAAAGUAGGUGAGGCAUCGCUGCUCCUCCUGCAAAAUCCACUGCUCCAGGAAGUGGGACCUGCUUUGUAUGUCCUUGAACAGCCAUGGCAAGGAGUGUGUCCCUGGUCCUCUCAUCCCUGGCCAGGCUUGCUGGCAGAUGGAUCUUCUGUCCUGAUUUGUGCUGUGAUAUAUCCGACCCUGCUCCUGGUGUGCCGUGGCAGGGUGAGGGAGAGCUGCUCGGGGAGGGGGAAAUCUGCUGGGACAAACCUGCUUUCUGCUUUCCCUCCUUCCUCCCCCUGCUUGUGAGGAUGUGCUUGCUUUCAGGACCUGCUCCUCCUCGUGUUCUGUGAGGAUCUGGGGUGCAACACCUGGGGAAGCAGCUGGCAAGAGCUGGAAUACCAUCCUCCUGCUGGGAGCACCCCAGCACUGCCUGCUGCAUGUUCAGUGACCUGUUCUCCCUGUGCAUUCUUCCUGCUGUCCUGUCCCCUCAGAGCAGCCAUGCCAGCCUUGGAGAGGCUGGGGGGUGAUGACACUGAGCACUCAGCCUGUUGGGAUCUUCUGUCCCUGGCUCCAUCUGCAGCCUCCUGGUGAGGGGAGGGAUGUGUUUAGCUUGUGCCAUUGAGAAACAUUGAACCCAAAGCAGCUUUGCCUGUGCUGGUGGUGUGCCUGGAGGAGCUGUGUGGGCUCUGCAGUGCUGUGUCCCACCCUGUGUGACUGGGUUUCAGGGGUGGCAGUGUCUCCAGCAGCACACGGUGCCUCCUGCUGUCUCUGCUCCUGCCCUGGCUGCUCUGCUCCAUCUCUGGGGCACAGCAGGGUUGUGUUGGCCCUGCCCCUUCUGCAGGGUGUGAGACGUAACUGUGGGACUUUGCAGCAGUUCCAGGUGGUCUUUCUUGUUCUCUGUCUGCCUGCAAACUCCCAAGGCUCAGCUGAUGCUCUGCUCCAGGAUCCCAGCUCCUCUUCCAACCCAGCCAUGGCAGGAGCCAGGCACCAGGGCAGAGAGGGGGUAGCAGUGUGUUCUGUAGUGUUUGAAAUGUCUCCUGGAAAUGCUGCUUGGCUUGCAGGGUCCCUUUUUUUCCUGUGGGAUGGGCUUUGAGGGAGCAGUGUAGUCUCAUCUCUCCCUGCCACCUCAGUGUUGCAGCAGGCCCUUGGCACAGACCUCCCCUCGCCCCAGCAGCAUCCCUUUGGUUGGAUUUUGGGAUGAGGGCAGGCUUUAUAGGCUAGAAGCACUGCUGGAGGGAAUGAUGGCAGGAAUGUGGUCUCCAUCACUAUUUUCUCCAUGUGUUACUGGGGUUGGGCACACUGGGCAUCAGGAAUGGCUGGACGGAGUAGGUUCUGCCAGCCUGGAAGUGACAAGGGCAGAGAGGAACUGCUGGGAGCAGCAAGCAGGCAGUUCACAGCUAUCCUGCAGUGAUCAGAGCAAGAUGUCCACGCAGGGAGCAGGAAAGCCUGCCAGGCCAGCGCAGGAAGAGCUGCUUCCCUUCGGAUCCGAGCCUUGCUGUGCCUCCCUGCGCCAUGACUUCGCCUUAAGUGGCUGUCACUGGCUCAGUGUCCCUCUGUAUGCAUCAGCCACCUCCCCACGUGGUCUGAGGGAUCCCAGGGGACACUCCCGUGGUCCCAGGUCCUGCAGCAGCAUGUGUGAUGCCCAGUGCCUUCUGCAGCAGCCUCCUCCACCCUUCCCUGCUUCCCCAGCCCCGCUGCAGCAGCCCCAGCGUGUGCAGGAGGGGGUGGCCACGGCUUCGGCACCCUGGCGUGGCCUUGCUGCCCUCUGAGCCCCAGCUGUGAGCAGGGACGUGGCUGCUGCCGGGAUUUUGGGAUGGAACUGGCUUUUUUCUCCUCUCCCGUGGCCUGUGUGGGCCUGUGACUAAAGGGGUCUGCCCCUGGAUGCGCAUCUCCUUAAGGAAACACGAUACAUCCGGUCAGGUUUACAUUCACAGUUAAGUUCUUUUGAUAAAGCAGAAUAAAAUUAUUUUGUUACCAUUUUUUGGGAUGGUUUUAUGUGUCCUAGGGCUGGUGGCACAUGAAGUGGGGGACCCCUCUGCCUGUCCCCCUGCAGCAGUACUGCAUGGUGUGGAUGUCCUCAGCUGCAGCGAGUGCCACCCUGGGAGCCUGUGCUCAAAGCCAGCCACAGCCAGGAUGGUGCUGAGCAUGAGGGGACUCCCUGCAGCAUCCUGGGGCAGCCUGGCUCUGCGUGGCUGGCAAAAUGUGCUGCACUUUGGCCCCUGUGGCUCU
Onychostruthus taczanowskii (white-rumped snowfinch) is the source of this 4288-nucleotide messenger RNA. RefSeq names its product ER lipid raft associated 1 (gene ERLIN1). Gene Ontology annotation, molecular function: ubiquitin protein ligase binding; cholesterol binding. Gene Ontology annotation, cellular component: endoplasmic reticulum membrane; endoplasmic reticulum. Gene Ontology annotation, biological process: SREBP signaling pathway. Lineage: Eukaryota; Metazoa; Chordata; Aves; Passeriformes; Passeridae. Bases 9 to 1163 code for a protein of 384 amino acids. The record is from RefSeq and is a predicted model, not a curated record. The transcript has 12 exons.